Molecule: messenger RNA, 1969 nt
Organism: Verruconis gallopava
Lineage: Eukaryota; Fungi; Ascomycota; Dothideomycetes; Venturiales; Sympoventuriaceae
Exons: 2
Coding region: 211-1575 (454 amino acids)
Source: RefSeq, a predicted model, not a curated record
GUUUGUUGGUGCAAUGGAGCAAAAACAGCCCUUUUAUUACCGGUUCAGGUGGAAAAGCCGCAAGGAGAGUCGGCCAGACCAAAAACAUCGCCAGUUAGAAGCCACGACAAUCAUUAAUCAUUCGUCUCUCAAAUUGCCUGAGCCCGGUACAGCACGUGGGCGUUUCACGGUGCCCUCUCGCCCCCAGACUUCAUAUGACGAGUGACAACCAUGAUACCAUCCACGAGCGACGGUACCGCACCGAAGUCUUGGCCUUGCCGUUUAGAUUUAGAGUCUCAUGAGCCUACGCUCCAUUUAAACAAGGUUGACUUCAACUUGUCCGAUGAACUUAGACAUUUGACCUUGCCAAGUAACGAACGGUCGGAGACGCGUUCGAACCGAGUGAGAUUUAGCGAAGAUGUGGCGGAUCGCAACUUGAAGACAGUUCGGCCAGACGGUCUAAUGCCAACGAACGGUCGAAGUACAGAUGUUUUGGAUUUUGAUCUUCCCUUCUACCCUCGUGUCGUUGUCGAGAAGAGCAGAUACUCCGAAGAUGUAGCCGACCGCAACAUGAGUAUAGGGGUUCUCUCAGGCUUAUCCAAUAAGACCUAUAAUCCAAAGCUUGCCAAACAUCGAAAAUCAGAAGAGCUCUUACAUCCGAAAUCUCAAUCGUGCAGCAAGAAUAUUAUUCGCACGGAUGUUGCACAAGAUCCUCCUGUUGAUGUAAGCCAAGUCAAACAGCCGUCUAAAGAUUCCGGAAGUUCUACGACAAAGUCAACAACGGGGAGAACGAUGGACAAUUCGCCUGCAUCUUCAUUUGACACGUAUUCGAGCAAGGAGGUGGAGGAACAAGUUGAUUUUCAUACAACGAUUUUGGAAGACGCCAAGGAAGCCAGGCCCAGAGCAGUCAAUGCACAAAGCAAACCAAACGCCGAUGCAUCAUCUCUAUGUCUGAAUGAGGUUCCAGAUGGGAGGCUCGAGGGUAAAAUGCCACUCAUUUCGGAUUGCUCAGUGCCGAAGGUGACGACGACGCGAAUGGAUAGAUCAACGGUCGCGGACGAGCGCGGUGAGAACGUGGGCACUGAAAGGGAACUCCCGCCCAGCUCAACGGGCCUCGAUCUGAACCGGAAGACCGACACUGAGAUUGUCACCAAGUACGAACCCCCCGUGAAAAAGGAGACCGUCCAGCCGAUCGUGCACCACGUACGAGAGGAGCAAAUCACGCGCGAGAUCCACCACCACGACGUUUUCCACCGCAUCCUGCCUAUCAGGGAGAUCGAGGUGCUACCCGCCAAACACUUCAGACGUGCAGCGAAUGGGGAGCUGGAAGAGCUCCCCGCAGGUGCGAUGCCAGGAAGGGCGAAUGAAGUCCUGUCGCGACUGGCCGUAGAGAAUACCUCGCAGAGGGAGAGCACCUCCCUGGGUCCGCGAACCUUCACCGCGAGCUCGCUGGAUUAUCUCCCCCAAGACUACGAAGAGAGGGUCGAUGCAGAUGGCGUACGUCGCUCGCACACAACGUGGAUACAUGCACCCGUGCUUGAAGAUGGAGGCAGACGAACGGGCCAGACCCAACCAUUGGAGAUUGCAAGUCGUUGACUAUAUGAGGCAGUGACUGGAUUCCAUCUGGGCAUGUGGCGUAUGGUCGUUGCAGUUCCGACUUUGUUGUUCGUGAUCAUGCGAUAUCGAGCGUUCAGAACAAUACAGGAAAACCAAGGAUGUCGGUGGCGAUUUCAUAUUCCUACUUCAAUGUCAACGGCGAAAUCCAACGAGAAGCCGUUGGCUCUGAUAGUUGGCACGCGUGCGAGCUGUUUUUUUUUUUGUUAGCUUACAUCGUGAUGCAUGAAGGUCACAAAGUUUUGAAGGAAAUUACGAUUUCGGGUCGCAUUUGAUUUUCAUCAUGGUUACCGCAUGUCUUGACGUUGAAGGUAGAAGACCAGCACCUCCUACAGAUUGACUUUGAAUAUUAAGUUCGUAUUAGCGUGUAAUAAAU